AUGCCGGGCAACGAAUUCGACGAUGUGCUCACCAACCAGCCCGUGGUGAUCGACAACGGCUCGGGCUCCAUCAAGGCGGGCUUUGCAGGCCAAGAUGCGCCCAAAUGCUUCUUCCCCAGCUUCGUCGGUCGGCCCAAGCAUCCGCGCGUCAUGGCCGGCGCCAUCGAAGGCGACCUCUUCAUCGGACGCAAGGCCCAAGAGCUGCGCGGUCUGCUCAAGAUCAAGUAUCCCAUGGAACACGGCAUCGUCACCGACUGGGAGGACAUGGAGCGCAUCUGGAACCACGUAUACAGCGACGAACUCGAGACGCUGUCGGAAGAGCAUCCCGUGCUGCUCACAGAAGCGCCGCUCAAUCCGCGCAGCAACCGCGACAUGGCAGCGCAGAUCUUCUUCGAGACGUUCAACGUGCCCGCGCUCUUUACGAGCAUCCAGGCGGUGCUCAGUCUCUACUCGUCAGGGCGCACCACGGGAAUCGUGUUGGACUCGGGCGAUGGCGUCACACAUGCGGUCCCCGUGUACGAAGGAUUCUCCAUGCCCAAUGCGAUUCGUCGCGUGGAUGUGGCGGGGCGAGAUGUGACCGAGAACCUACAGACGCAUCUGCGCAAGGCCGGAUACCACCUGCACACCUCGGCGGAGAAGGAGCUGGUGCGCGUGAUCAAGGAGAAGUGCUGCUACGUCGCGCUCAACCCGUCCAAGGAGGAAAAGGACAUCAAGGAGCAUGAAGAGUUCAAGCUGCCGGAUGGCAAUACGCUGCGCCUGGGUGCGGAGCGGUUCCGUGCGCCCGAGAUCCUCUUCAACCCGGAGCUGGUGGGACAGGAGUUCCCCGGUGUGCACCAGGUGGUCGUCGACUCGAUCGGUAGGACUGACCUGGAUCUGCGCAAGAACCUCUUUGCCAACAUCGUGCUAUCGGGUGGAACGACGCUGACGAAAGGGUUCGGCGAUAGGAUGCUGGCCGAGGUCAAGAGGUUGGCGGUGCGCGAGAUGAAGAUCAAGAUCUUUGCCCCGCCCGAGCGCAAGUACGCGACGUGGAUCGGUGGCAGUAUCUUGGCGGGCCUCAGCACGUUCAAACGCAUGUGGGUCAGUGCAGAGGAGUACAACGAAGACCCAGAUAUCAUUCACAAAAAGACGUUUUGA
Moesziomyces aphidis is the source of this 1134-nucleotide messenger RNA. The record is from the annotation of a GenBank genome assembly. Lineage: Eukaryota; Fungi; Basidiomycota; Ustilaginomycetes; Ustilaginales; Ustilaginaceae.